GUCAAUGAUGGCCAGCAGGUUGUCCUGGAUUCACACAAGAACAUCACCAUGGCAGCAUUGUUGCCGGCAUCCUCGGCGGCACCACCAUCACAGGCGGCUCUACAGCAGCUGCACCAGCAACAGUUUACAAGGUCCCAGUCUUCAUCGGCACCGCCCGCCCUUGCCUCUGAUGCAGAUGUGGACAGCAAGGGAGGGGAUAUCAAAGACAGACGGUCGACACGGUCCCUGGAGGCAUUGUUUAAG
Molecule: messenger RNA, 243 nt
Organism: Candidula unifasciata
Lineage: Eukaryota; Metazoa; Mollusca; Gastropoda; Stylommatophora; Geomitridae
Source: the annotation of a GenBank genome assembly